Messenger RNA from Fusarium venenatum, 1800 nucleotides. RefSeq lists its product as uncharacterized. Lineage: Eukaryota; Fungi; Ascomycota; Sordariomycetes; Hypocreales; Nectriaceae. The record is from RefSeq and is a predicted model, not a curated record.
AUGUCUACACCGGCGGUAUACUCUUCCCUCGAAAAGGAAGACCGCAUGGAUGAAAAGACCCCAGACCAUCAAACUUCUCCUACGUCUCCACCAAACACGAAGCAUGAGAACAAGGGUCUUUACAAGCUCGACAGCUGGCUGAGAGCUUAUGUUAUCAUCUUAUGUGUCUACUUCGCCGGCGCUGUAUUCUGUCUGGCAUGGUCUUACACUGGUGCUGUGCUGGACACAGAUGCUUCGAAACGGCGUGUCUUUCGAACGAGUUCUUCUCUACCCGUCGAUCAGUUUUACUCGGGUAUAGCUCUAUCGGCACUCCUCGGACCAGCAACAGUUCUUGUCCAAUUCGUUGUUUGGGACUUCCGAAGAUUGCAUCUCUUUGCUCUUACUACGCAGCAGCCCGUGGCGGUCAAGGAUCUAGACGACAUCGCGGAGAGUCUGACGCUAUGGACCUUGAAAACGGUUGUCAAGUAUUCCUGGUGGUAUGGUGUUAUGCAUGCCGCUUUGAUUCUUACUAGAACACUACUCAUGCCCGUUGGAGCGCUUAUACUUACUGUUGGACCGUAUACACACUACAGAGAUGGUUUCGGCGUCGUUGGACUUCCAAUCUCCGCGGCGGAUGCGAUUAGUUCCAACAUCACAUCCCUCUCAACCGCCAUGGGCACAAACCCAAAUUCAAAGUUCCAUCCUUCACUUUCAAAAAACGACACCUUUCUCUCUCAGACAGUCUUCACCUUUGUCGGCAGUCUCGUGUCCCAAAAUGCCCUUGCAAACGUCGACUCUGGCAUCUUGGGUCCUGUACCGACACACAACCUUACCUUCGCUACAAACACGACUUACGACGGAAUAGUCUUUUUCAACUGGACCGCCAACUGCGAAGCAGCUACUGAAGUAAACUACACUUCUCACAAAGACGACGGCAACACUGUUUACAACUUUACACUUCCCGACAACAGCGUGGAAAGCAUUGAGCUCCUAUCGCAAGGAUCACAGAGGAUUCGGCUUUGGAGUAACGCCACAAAGUAUGGCACCGACAAGAUCCCUACUUCUGGCACGACUUAUUUCCUUUCCGCGACAAAGUCUAUCCCAAAUAUCAACGAGACCGCCCUUCGAAAUCGCGGUGACGAUAAGAGUUUAGUUCAAACAGACGGCGGCGACUGGAUUUCCCGAACAAAGUGUACUCCUCGUCUAGAAUGGCUUAUCGGAUCUUGUACUUUCAACGGAACGAUUAUGACAUCUUGCUUCGAAAAAGCCGACUCAAACAAAACAGCACUCGACACACAGGCGCUCGAUUCUCUAAGUGUCUACAUGUCCGCCAUACCGUGGUACAUCAUCCGCAAUCGAAUCAGUAUCGUCGACGAUACUCUCGACACACUCUACACGAUUCCUACAUCGAAAGAUUUCGGUCACUUCUUUGGUAACAUGGCGCACGCUAUUGUUUCCAUUACUACGGCGGGAUACUUUGGAACAUCGGAAGUUGAGACGAUGUCCAAGGUUAUUGAAUCAGUUUACAUUGUGCGAUGCAGUAUUUUGAUCGCUGUGACUGUUAUGCUCUUCCUUACUGUUACAGUAUCCAUCAUCGACAUCAUUCGGAACCGUGUAAAGCGUCUUCCACAGUUACAUGCUAGUUUCUUGGCUAUCGCUCAUGCUGUACGUGGACAAUGGUGGGAUCAAGAGCUUGUUGGUUACAAGCCAUGGGAAGCGACAAAGUCUAGGAGUGCAGGGGAGGCUACGAUUAUGUUUGGCUUGGAUAUGGAGGAUCCUAGAUAUAUUAGGCUUGCACCGACUGUGGCACCGAUCCGUUAA